Arctia plantaginis is the source of this 318-nucleotide messenger RNA. The record is from the annotation of a GenBank genome assembly. Lineage: Eukaryota; Metazoa; Arthropoda; Insecta; Lepidoptera; Erebidae.
AUGCGGUGUUUACAUGAAUAUUGUACAGUUACAGCGAAGAUUCGAAGCCUGUACGACUUCCAGCUUCGCCUGAUGCACAACAUACAACCGUUGCCAUCCGGCACUGAAGUCGCCAACACCGUCAAGUACUUCUCGCAAACACUCCUCAGAGUGCUCAUAGAUGUCCCUCGAUCUCCGUUGGAAAUGAUGAGAGAUGCUGACAGCGAUGCGGACCGGAUGGCCUUGUACCCCAACCUGGACUACAAAGGGCUGUUUACCUCCAUCUCUCAGUUGGUGGAUGCUGCCCCCCACCUGCAGUAUGGGAUCCAAUGUAAGUGA